Messenger RNA from Aspergillus caelatus, 1622 nucleotides. Its product is annotated as Zn(II)2Cys6 transcription factor domain-containing protein. The record is from RefSeq and is a predicted model, not a curated record. Gene Ontology annotation, molecular function: zinc ion binding; DNA-binding transcription activator activity, RNA polymerase II-specific. Gene Ontology annotation, biological process: regulation of transcription by RNA polymerase II. The coding region runs from base 130 to 1296 and encodes 388 amino acids. NCBI's taxonomy places the organism in Eukaryota, Fungi, Ascomycota, Eurotiomycetes, Eurotiales, Aspergillaceae. The transcript is spliced from 2 exons.
GCCACGUGACAUCAUUUAACUCCCACGGAAAUUUUCCCCACGUGUCCCCACGUGUUCUUCCACGUGGUUCCCGGUCACAGGAAAUCUCCUACUAGUGUCCAAUGUACUUUAUUCUCUUGUGGAUCGACCAUGCCACGUAGGGCCCAUACGAAAUCGCGCAAUGGCUGUGAUCAGUGCAAGAAGAGGAGAGUCAAGUGCGACGAAAAGGGCCCGCCAUGUUCAAAUUGCGUCACCAGAGAACUUCGCUGCACUUACUUGAACACUCCCGCAGCACGCAGCAUAGCCAUUUCUUCAUCUGCAAGUCCGAACUCCAUACAUCCCGGACAGGGCCAGACCUCGGAUGGAGCCGGUCAUCCCUUCGCUGGUGCAGCUGCUAACGUUCCAUUUACCUAUUCUCGCAAGCGGGAACUAGAGCUGAUACAUAAAUUCUCCACUGAUACAUAUCAGAGCUUUUGCAAUAAAGAAUCAGACCACUAUGUAUGGCAAAUUAUCAUGCCACGCAAAGCUCUGGAGCAUGACUUUCUCAUGAGUGGAAUCCUAGCAGUAGCCUCCCUGCAUAUGGCCUCGGCUUUAGAACCACCAGAAGCUUUGUCAUAUAUUGAUACGGCCCUGGAAUAUCAUAACCAGGGGCUUGCACCCUUCCGACACGCAAUUACCAAUCUAACCCCACUCAACUGUGACGCUGUAUUUGCCCAUUCCGUCAUCACCAUCAUGAUCUGCAUCGCUCUUCCCCGUUUACCAGGCUCCAGAGGUGAAAACUCUAGCCUGACCGAGAACCUCAUAUUUGUAUUCGAGUUACUAAAAGGCGUGGCCAAGAUUUUCGCGAUCACGCGGUCCUGGCUGGAAAAUAACCUAUUUGCUUCGAAGAACGGUUUCUUUGAGAAAUCUGGAACCCCGCUGGAUGCUGGAACUGAGGCUGCUUUAACCCGUCUAGCCGAUCUAAACGAUACACUCCUGUCCAGCAUCGAGCCAGACCAACAUAGCAUCAUCAAAGAUGCCAUCUCUCAUCUUCGUCGCUGCUUUGCUCGCUACAAUCAUGAACAAGAUGCAGCGUCCGUCUUGUCUUGGCUUGCUGGCGUCGAUAAGGAGUUUGUUCAUGUCGUUUGUCGUCGCCAGCCGCUUGCUUUGCUUGUUCUUAUGCAUUGGGGUGUUUUACUCGCCGAGCUUGAUGGAAAGACAUGGUGGGCUCGGAAGUCCGGCUCCGCCCUUGUUUCCGAGAUAUUGGUUGCACUGCAGGCGGGUGAUGCCCGGUGGGAGGAGGCGGUGUUAUGGCCGAAACAGAAACUGGGUCUUUAAGGGGGGCCGCCAGGUACGGGCCAAAAGCUAUUUUCUCCUUUCUUGGAAUGGGUAGCAGUGCUCACUUUGGCUGACUAUCCCAUGGCAACUGCAUUGGUGGCAAAGACACACUUCACCUGGUAGAAUCUCUUGGGUUUAUUCCUUCGCAGCUGGAUUGUAUACAGAGAGCCCCAUCCUUCUCGUCAUCAGAGGGCUUCUUGAACUAAAGCACGAGGCUGAAACUCCACCCCUAGAAUCUCGAGCCUAGCAACAUGGCAGAACAGAGAUCCACAAUGAACUAUAAACCAUGAAUUAGCUAACACUAGUCAUCAUUCAUUGAAUAUCCA